UGUAUCUGGUAUAUUCAGUUCAAACUUCAAAAACCUGAGCUGCUAGAGAGAGAAAGAGAGAGAGAAGAAUGGAGAGAGCAACACCUGUGCGGAAAACCCACACUUCGACCUCAGAUCUGCUGACGUGGACCGAGGCUCCGCCGCCUGGCUCUUCCGCCUCCGCCAACGCCUCUCGCUCCGCCUCUCAUCCCAACCAGCCAGCCGAUGGAAUUGGUAAGGUGCUUUUUGGAGGACAGAUCACUGAUGAGGAAGCUGAAAGCCUCAAUAAAAGAAAACCUUGUUCGGGCUAUAAACUAAAGGAGAUGAAUGGCAGCAAAAUAUUUGCAGCCAAUGGGGAAGAUGACACGUCGGAAUCUGGAAUUGCUGAUGGGAAUUUCAAUAACCGGACAUCAGUUCGUAUUGUGCAGCAAGCUGCAAAUGGGAUAAGUCAGAUUUCGUUUAGUACCGACGAAAAAAUUUCUCCAAAGAAACCAACCACAAUCCCUGAAGUUGCGAAACAGCGUGAACUGAGUGGGACAUUGGAAAGUGAUUCGGAGAGCAAGAUGAAGAAGCAACUUUCAGAUGCUAAAUCGAAGGAGCUAAGUGGAAAUGACAUCUUUGGCCCUCCAGCCGAAAUUCCUCGUCGCUCAUUGGCUGCUGCAAGAACUAUGGAAACAAAAGAAAGCAAAGAAAUGGAAGAACCUGCGUUUCGAACUAUACGCACUUCCGUCAGAGUUUCUAAUCCAGCUGGAGGUCAAAGUAACAUAUCGUUCGGCGACGAACCAGAGGUAAAGACAGCAAAGAAAAUCCACAACCAGAAAUUUGCUGAGCUGACAGGCAACGGAAUAUUCAAAGGAGAUGUGCCGCCAGGAUCGGCUGAAAAGCCACUGAGUGUAGCCAAGUUGAGAGAAAUGAGCGGCAAUAAUAUAUUUGCCGACGGUAAAGUCGAAUCGAGAGACUACUUUGGUGGGGUCCGAAAACCACCUGGCGGUGAGAGUAGCAUCUCCUUGGUUUAGCCUAAUAAGACGAAAAAUAGGUACGAGGAUAAUAUGCUAAUUUAAUCUAGGAGUUGUUGAAUUAGGAUAUUUAUUAUGGAUUAUGUUUUUCACUAAUUUCAUUUACUGUGUUUUGUAUGGAGAUAUAUACUGAAAUCAUCAGUUUCAACUUUCAACUAUUUAUUUUUCAUCUGGCCCCAUUA
Molecule: messenger RNA, 1177 nt
Organism: Erythranthe guttata (spotted monkey flower)
Lineage: Eukaryota; Viridiplantae; Streptophyta; Magnoliopsida; Lamiales; Phrymaceae
Source: RefSeq, a predicted model, not a curated record